Pyricularia pennisetigena is the source of this 684-nucleotide messenger RNA. RefSeq lists its product as uncharacterized. Bases 1 to 684 code for a protein of 227 amino acids. The record is from RefSeq and is a predicted model, not a curated record. NCBI's taxonomy places the organism in Eukaryota, Fungi, Ascomycota, Sordariomycetes, Magnaporthales, Pyriculariaceae. Gene Ontology annotation, molecular function: acyltransferase activity, transferring groups other than amino-acyl groups. The transcript is spliced from 2 exons.
AUGCCAAUCAACUACCGCCCCGCCACGACAGCCGACGUCACCGCCAUCGCUCGCGUUGGCAGCGCGGCCUUCGACCCAGCCACCGAUCCAAUGAUGCGCCGCGUCUUCCCACCGCACCUGCAACAGCCGGGUGUCGACGCGCAAGUGCCAUGGCGCGCGUGGCGCAAAACAUGCCGGCUGCAAGAUGAUCCCAACUCGGUCAUCAUCGUCGCCGUGGACGAGGAGCUGGACGAGGUGGUUGGCUACGCCUGGUGGGUCGCUGCCCCCAAGCCGGACCAGGAACCGUUUGUCCCUCCCAAGGAACCCAAGUUUUCCGGGGUCGACCCACAAGCUAGGGAGGAGGUGCUUCUUGCCAUCGAGUCCGCGAUUGAUUUUAUCUUUGGGAAGAGCCAUGACCACUACGAGCUCUCUAUUCUAGCUGUCCACCCAAAGCACGGCCGCAAAGGAAUAGGGAGGAAUCUCGUGCAGUGGGGCUUGGACAGAGCAAGGGGUGAGAAGAAAGACGCCUAUUUGAUAGCAACUCCCAUGGGGAGGCCACUAUACGAACGACUAGGGUUUGUGGAUAUUGGCGAGGUCUCCUUCUUGGGAUUCAAAUUCACCUCUAUGAUUGUCAAGAAUAACCCGAAUACCAGGCUCGAGGAUGGACGGGUUGUACAUGUGAAUGAGGCCAAAGGAACUGCUUGA